AUGGUAGGGAGUAAAAGAAUAAGGAUUUUGGUUUUACUUUCAAUACUUCUUUUUAUUAUUGGCUUCUUUACCUUGAAGGACCAAUUAGCAGGUGAAGUGCCUUUGCUUUAUGACCUAGAUCAUUUAGCAAAAUUCCCUGGAGCUGAUGAGGAUUUUGAAAGAUGGAGAGCCAAACAAUUCAAAGACAAGAGUAAAGAUCCGGAAAUGGAGGGGAAAGUAGAGAUCAAAGAGCAGAAUAAACAAGGAAGUAAUGAUAAGCAAACAACGGAUAAUACUGAAAGUGGUCAAAGUGUAGCAGAUGAAGAAAGCAAGGGAAAGAAAGAAGCGGAAGACAGUAAGGUAAAUAAAGAAGAGAAAGCAAGUACUGGAGACAAAGAAGAGAAGGUCAGUCAAGGUAAAGCAACUGAUGGAAGCAAGAAAGGAAGUAAGAAUUCAAAAUCGGAAUCUGAUUCUAUUGAUAAUUAUACUGGACCAAAAGCACCAUCCAAACCACACACUUACAAAGUAGAUCAACCUAAUGAUAAACCUCCAACACCAAAAGUUCAAAAGGAAAGCCCGCCUGUAAAAGGUAGUGAAGGAGGACCAGGACAACCAAAUGAUCCUGAAUUCAAUGUGGACGAAGCCAUGGACAAUUUGAAACAGGGAAAACCAAAAGACAACAAGCCAGAAAGUAAGAUGGAUGUACCUGUGAUCAAACCAAAUGAUAUACCCAAACCAAAAACCGCUGAAGAACCAGAGGAUGUUAAAAACCCUGGUAAAUUCUUAGGGACAAUUGAAGAGGUAGAUGAAUCAGAACGAGCUGCUUCGAUCUAUGAAGAUAAAGAUGACGAAGAGUUAUUCAAAAAUUUCGAACAAACCACUAUUGGUGAAAUCGAACACGAUGAUUCAGAAUUCAAUUUCAGAAAUUUAGGGGAAAAAAUUGGUAUACCGGAUCCCAAAAAGUUCCCUGAAAAGGUUACCAAAGCACCCAAAGACUUUGUUAAAGUUAAGGAUGACUUUUCCACUCCAAUUUCUCCCAUGAACUUCAGAAUUUAUUCUCACAAUGUUAAAAAUGGGGGCCAUGAUGAUCUUGUUCCUGGUGAAGAGAGAUGGGAAGAUAGGUAUAUGAAAAUAGCUAAUUCAAUCAAAUUUAAUUCUCAUUAUAAUACCAUUGUAACUUUACAAGAAGUUUAUAAAUUUCAAAUGCUAGAUUUAAUGAAUGAAUUGAAUAAAUUUUCAUCAGAGAAAUCUCCAGAAUGGUCAUAUUAUGGAGAAGGUAGAAUCGAUGGUAAAGAUAUCGGGGAAUUUGUACCUAUUUUAUAUAAGAAUUCUGAAUGGGAAUUGAUACAGAGUGAUACCAUCUGGUUGAAUAAAGAAAAUGAAAGACAAUCAUUAGAAGGUUGGGAUGCAAAAUAUUUGAGAAUUUUAUCAUACGUAACUUUAAGACAUAGAGAUACCAAUAAUUAUGUGAAUAUCUUCAACACUCAUUUGGAUCAUAUUGGUAAAGGUUCUAGGAUUGGUUCAGCCCGAUUGAUACUUGACAAAAUCAAGAAAAUAAACAAUUGGCCAUCAUUCUUAACGGGGGACUUAAACUUGGAGAAAUCUGAAAAGACAUUCCUUAUCUUAUCAAAGUCCAUGGUCAACGCUAGAGAUCAUACCACUCCAUUUAAUGUUUAUGGACAUACGCAAUCAACUGUGACAGGGUUUGAAGGAGAAGUCAUAGCAUCUGGGGGUCAAAAUAUCGAUUAUAUCUUUGCCCCUUUGUAUACUUCUAAGAUAACAAGUCAAAUUGAUUGUUCUAAAGUAGAUAAAACAAAGAAAAGACCCCAAGAUAUGUUGUAUUUAAGAUUAGAUGGGUUCGGUAUGUUACAUUCCAAGUUCGAUGGAGUUUAUAUGAGUGAUCAUAGACCUUUAGUUGCUGAUUUCCAUUUAGAAGGUAAAUGUCAAAAUAGUGUGUAG
This is a messenger RNA of Yamadazyma jaroonii, 1938 nucleotides long. NCBI's taxonomy places the organism in Eukaryota, Fungi, Ascomycota, Pichiomycetes, Serinales, Debaryomycetaceae. The record is from the annotation of a GenBank genome assembly.